This is a messenger RNA of Pyrus x bretschneideri (Chinese white pear), 1645 nucleotides long. Its product is annotated as phosphoglycerate kinase, cytosolic-like. Gene Ontology annotation, molecular function: ATP binding; ADP binding; phosphoglycerate kinase activity. The coding region runs from base 9 to 1397 and encodes 462 amino acids. Gene Ontology annotation, cellular component: cytosol. NCBI's taxonomy places the organism in Eukaryota, Viridiplantae, Streptophyta, Magnoliopsida, Rosales, Rosaceae. The record is from RefSeq and is a predicted model, not a curated record. Gene Ontology annotation, biological process: glycolytic process; gluconeogenesis. The transcript has 7 exons.
UAUUUAGGAUGCCAAGAAUAUGCCAAAACAUAUUAGGUGAAGAAAUUUUAUCAACACCACAAAACCAUAUACUGCCAGCCCAUGGUUUUCCCUAUAAGGCCAGUCUCCCGGUCUUGUUCAUUGAUCUCACUCCCAAAAGGCAAAAACCCACCACAUUUUCUCAGCUUUGUUUCCGUGAUUUUUGUGCUACGAUGGCGACCAAGAAGAGCGUGAGUACUUUGAAGGAGGCUGAGUUGAAGGGGAAGAGAGUGUUUGUGAGGGUUGAUCUCAAUGUUCCUUUGGAUGAUAACUCCAACAUCACUGACGAUACUAGGGUCCGCGCCGCCGUGCCCACCAUCAAGUACUUGAUCGGCUAUGGCGCCAAAGUUAUCCUUGCUUCUCACUUGGGACGUCCCAAGGGAGCUACUCCCAAAUACAGUUUGAAGCCUCUUGUGCCCAGGCUUUCUGAGCUCCUUGGACUGGAGGUUAAGAUUGCCAAUGACUGUAUUGGUGAGGAAGUCGAGAAAUUGGUUGCUCAACUUCCAGAGGGAGGAGUUUUGCUCCUUGAGAAUGUGAGGUUCUACAAAGAGGAAGAGAAGAAUGACCCUGAAUUCGCCAAGAAGCUUGCUUCACUUGCAGAUGUGUAUGUGAAUGAUGCUUUUGGUACUGCUCAUAGGGCUCAUGCAUCAACAGAGGGAGUGGCUAAGUACUUGAAGCCUUCCGUUGCUGGAUUCCUUAUGCAGAAGGAACUUGACUACCUUGUUGGUGCCGUAGCAAAUCCUAAGAGGCCAUUUACUGCCAUUGUUGGCGGUGCAAAGGUGUCAUCCAAGAUUGGAGUGAUAGAAUCCUUGUUGGAGAAGGUUAACAUUCUCUUACUCGGUGGAGGAAUGAUCUUUACCUUCUACAAGGCCCAAGGGCAUUCAGUUGGAUCUUCCCUUGUGGAGGAAGACAAGCUUGUUCUUGCAAAGUCACUUCUUGAGAAGGCCAAAUCUAAGGGGGUUUCUAUUCUCCUCCCAACUGAUGUGGUUAUUGCUGACAAGUUUGCUGCUGAUGCAAACAGCAAGGUUGUGCCAGCUUCUGCUAUUCCAGAUGGGUGGAUGGGAUUGGAUAUUGGACCAGACUCGAUCAAAACUUUCAGUGAAGCUCUGGAUACCACUCAAACUGUUAUCUGGAACGGACCCAUGGGUGUUUUUGAGUUUGAGAAGUUUGCUGCUGGGACUGACGCAAUAGCUAAGAAGCUUGCAGAGCUGAGCGGCAAGGGGGUGACAACAAUCAUCGGAGGUGGUGACUCAGUUGCCGCUGUUGAGAAGGCUGGGCUUGCUGAGAAGAUGAGCCACAUCUCAACUGGAGGCGGUGCAAGCUUAGAGCUCCUCGAAGGCAAAACACUCCCCGGAGUCCUUGCUCUUGACGAUGCUUAAGCUGAAAAUUUCUCAGUUUAUUUUGUGCAUUUCGUUGCAGUUAAAUGGUUGGUUUUCAACCAGAGUGGAUCAAGUAAAACAGAGCUGAUCUUGUAGAGGCUUAUAGGGGUAGAGAUUUGAAUAAGUACCGUCUUGAGAUUUUACCUUUUUACGUGGGAUGGAUAUUUUUUGGAACAAUGUUAAUGAUCCAAAGUGUUUUGCUACACUUGAUAUCAGUUUGCUAUGGAAAGUGAUGUUAUUGGUACCAA